Molecule: messenger RNA, 6130 nt
Organism: Cyprinus carpio (common carp)
Lineage: Eukaryota; Metazoa; Chordata; Actinopteri; Cypriniformes; Cyprinidae
Product: calmodulin regulated spectrin-associated protein family, member 2b
Exons: 19
Biological process (GO): negative regulation of microtubule depolymerization; cytoplasmic microtubule organization; neuron projection development
Cellular component (GO): microtubule minus-end
Molecular function (GO): spectrin binding; calmodulin binding; microtubule minus-end binding
Source: RefSeq, a predicted model, not a curated record
UCUCUCUCUUUUUUUCCAGGCCAGUGCGGCAGGCGGACCGCAGGGAGAGGGAGAUUUUAGGAAGGACAGUUACAAAAGUUACAGAAGACGAGAAAUCAUGACACAAAACCGUGAACUCGUCGAUCGCCUCUCCUUGCCAUUGAACCUGACAUCCCUCAUCAUGGCGCUCGUGUCACAUAUGAAAUAUUGAUUUUUGUCAUCUACACAACUUGAGGAUAUAAUGCCGGUGAAACGGAUGAGAACUACUGCACUCGCCUGGAAUUGGUUGUUGGAUAUUGAAUCCGGCGCUCGGGGAUGCAGUUGGCAUUGUUUGCCCUGUAUAUAAUCAAUAUAUGAGAGCAGGAUUAUUGGACUACACGAGAGCUCGGGCCGAUCCGUUAUUUUUCACAUCACCGCUCUGAUCUCAUGAUGCAGCGACGCGUUCUGUGUGCUAGUUUUAUGCUUAUUUAUAUUUUAUUUUUAUGUACAGCACUUUGGUUCCACUUUGUGGUGUUGAAAGUGCUUUUAAAAUAAAUUUGAGUUUAGUAGAUGCCAAGAUGGGUGAUGCCGCAGAGAUCAAGGAGAGCAAGAGGACGUUCAUCGUGCCCACGAUCAAAUCUGUCGAUCACUAUGAUUUCACCAGGGCCAAGAUAUCGUGCAGUUUGACGUGGCUCAUCGCCAAAGCCUUUGGAUCUGACUGUGUACCGGUGGAGUUGGAGGAUCCAUUCUACAGAGACCAGUAUGACCAGGAGCAUGUGAAGCCGCCCGUUGUGUCUCUGCUGCUCUCUGCUGAGUUGUAUUGCCGUGCUGGGAGUCUGAUCCUCAGGAGCGACGCGGUUAAACCUCUGCUGGGUCACAACGCUGUCAUCCAGGCCCUCGCUCAGAAAGGUCUCUACGUCACUGACCAGGAGAGACUCGUGACUGAGAGAGACCUCUGCAAGACCCCGAUACAGAUGAGUUCUCAUCUGGCGAUUAUUGACACUUUAAUGAUGGCGUACACAGCUGAAAUGGUCAGCGUGGAAAGAGUGAUGACCUGCAUACAGAAAUUUACUCCUUUACUUCCUGAGGAAGACUUCCCUUAUGAUGCUGAAGAGGCCGUGACUACAUGGAUCAACAAGGUAAAUGAACAUCUUAGAGAACUUUUGGCCCAAGAACAAAGAGUUCGAGAUAUAGGAGAACCCUGCAUGGUUCCAAAGGGGCGGUUCAGGAGAGAGGACUCUAGAGCACGUCCGGUUCUUUGUCUCCCCCUGGUGGACAAUCUCUUGAAGGACAACACAGAUGGCUGCGCACUGGCUGCACUACUGCACUUCUACUGUCCUGAUGCUGUGCCACUGGAAGAUAUCUGUGUCAAAGAAACAAUGUCAUUGGCUGACAGUCUGUACAAUCUCCAGCUGAUCCAGGAGUUCUGCAGAGAAAACCUCAACAACUGCUGUCACUUCACCCUGGAGGAUAUGCUGUACGCUUCCAGCACCAUCAAGAGUAACUACCUUGUGUUUAUGGCAGAGCUAUUCUGGUGGUGUGAAGUUGUGAAACCAUCUUUUGUUCAGCCCCGCACACUUAAUACCAAAGUAUCUGACCCGUCCCAAUCCAAUAAAAUGGCUCCCAUAACCAAACAAAACCUGAUCCACAGGCCAGGCAGUCCAGAUCAGUCUAGGUCACAACCUAAAAAUAACAACUCAGCAGUUAUCAGGCGGUCAUCCUCCAUGUCGUAUGUGGAGGGAUGUGUGGGGACAUGGCCUAAAGAGAAACGGUCUUCAGCUCAUGGGAUAUCAUUUGAGAUUCCACUUGAUGACAGCAUGAGUUCGUCUUCAGAACGUGGACUGAGUCGAUCGGCAAGCACUGAAGGAUUGGGUUUUAAAGUUCAUCGCGCGGCCCGAGGCAUGCGAAGAAACCUCUCAUUCCAGCCCGUUAAUGGGAACGCCCAGAGCAAAAUCCGUGAGGAGGAUGUUGAGGAAUCCAACAGACAGAUUAGCAGACAUCGUCUGGGAAACUAUGCUGGGUACUCAAAUGGUGUAUCAGCAGACAACUUAAGCCCUCCUUAUGACCCUCAGCCCAACACCCCCAGUAUAGAAGAAGCCCUGAAGAUCAUCCAUGACUCUGAGCGACCCCACAGCAGCUUGCAGCCCCCAUCUGAGGACAGCACCUUUUUCCUCCACAACCCAUCUUCCCACAACUCCGCAUCUGAUACAAACAAUCCAGAGGACUCUCUUUCCAAGGCCAGAGCUGUAGAUGACAUGGACUUAAAUUCCACCUCUACUGACAUGGACACCGGAAUCCACGUCCGUACUGAGGAUAUCCAGGAUGGACAGGAUGAGGAUUCAUCCCUGAAGGACUAUUCAGACAUGGACCAGGACUACGAAGCUCAUUCCUGUCCACUUCUGGAGACAUCCGGCAGCCCGUGUCCAGGCCUUUUGGGAACGCGCUCUUUGGCCACCAGCAUGGCUUCCUCAUUGGGUUCUGCUGUUCGCAUGACCAGCUUUGCCGAACAGAAGUUUCGUAAACUAAACCACGGCGAUGGCCGCAGCAGCGGGAGCGGCGGCAACACGCCUGAGAGCGGCGACCUGAACGUCACAACCCCAGGAGCGACCGGGACAGUUCGUUCGAUUACUCCUGACACGCGUAGCCCCUCUCGCAUCACUUCCCCUCGUGAUCCCUCGCACCUGCUGGCGUCGGAGAUGGUGCAGUUGAAGAUGAAGCUGGAAGAGAAACGCAAAGCCAUUGAGGCGCAGAAGAAGAAAGUCGAAGCGGCUUUUACACGUCACAGGCAGCGCAUGGGCAGGACUGCCUUCCUCAAUGUAGUCAGGCGUAAAGGAGUCGUGUCGCUACUAGGGGGUGACUGUGAUGGCCCAGAUGGUCGGGAAAAACAAUCCAGUGACCCACAACCCCCAAAAACACCUUUGAAUUUGAAUGACUCCGAUUCUAGACUUGAGAGAUGUCGACCUGAUGGCGCACCACCAAAGUCACCUCUGGAGGAAGCAGCUGUGGAGGUGGAUCUGGGGGAGUAUACGCGAUCCAUCGAGCGCCUGAACACGUCUCUGAGCUUCCUUCAGUCAGAGAUGCAGCGCUUGGCACAGCAGCAGGAGCGCAUCAUGCAGAUGCGCGAGCACCAAAGUUGGGUGAUUUCACCACCGGAUCCGUCGCCACGCAAACAGUUGCGUGAACUGCGCAGCAGCAGUGUAGUUGGCCGAGGUUCGGUGGGGUCGCUCUCCCCCAUUUUGUCGUCCACCGGUUCGCAUAUUUAUUUACAUAGUUAAAUGUGUAAGAUUUAAGUGUAGCAGGGACAGUUCCACGCAAGGACGCCACGAACGCCAAGGCCCAAUGACCUGAAGGUUACACCCUUCAGCCGGAUGCUCAACUCGCCACAGUCAGUAGACAGCCUGCCUCGACUUAGACGCUUUUUGCCAAGUCAGACACAUUCCAGCUCAUUCGCGUAUUUGGGACAUGACGAGAGACCUUCGAGUGAGGACCAAUCAGCUAGAGAAAAGCCAUGUAAGCAAGAGUCCAAAGAUGCACUAAAAGUAGCUGCAAAUUCACCAUCUACCCAGGUGAAUGAAAAGCAAGGAGAAGAAAAACAGGACGUUAGAGACGCUAGAGAAAAAAUCAUGAAUGCGCCAACAUCUGAGGUUCUGUCUCAGCCAACAAUGAACAAUUCAUCGGUAACCACCAGUGGACAUGCAAAUGAAGAAGAGUCGCAUGAGAAGAAGGAACUGAUUGAGGUUCCUCUCUCUGUUCUGAAGCCUCUGGAUGGACAUGAUCUGGAGAGCAGUAGAGAAACAGAGACUGGACCAGAAUCUAGACCAGACCAGAAAAUGUGUUGUGGCUUCUUCUAUAGGGAUGACCUGAAGGCAGAGGAGGAUAUUGCACAGAAGAAAGCUGCUCUGAUGGAAAAAAGGCUUCGGCGGGAAAAGGAGAUGCAGAUCAAGAAACAGCAACAGGAGGCCGAGAUGGAACAAAAGAAAGAAGCAGCACGAUUGAAAGGGGAAGAGGAACGCCAGAAGAAGGAGGAAGAGAAGGCAAGACGGGAUUUUAUAAAAAAUGAAUAUAUGAGGAAGAAGCAGCUCAAACUGAUGGAGGACAUGGACAGUGUUAUUAAGCCACGCCCCCCUAGUGUCAAGCAGAAGAAGCCACGCCCCAAAUCUAUGCACAGAGACACCAUGGAGUCUCCAAAGCCUCCAGCACGGACAACCACAGGGUCACGACCUCGUGGAUAUUCCGUGUCCAGCUUAUCACUCGCCUCCCUUAAUUUGGCAGACAAUGAGAGUGUCAAAUCUGAUAAGAGGACAUCCAGAGGCAGCAGACUGUCUCCUGGCAGUCUGUGUUUCUUUCUGAGCUCUCCUAAAGGGAGAAAGGGAAGGCCAGAGUCCACAGAGGGCUUUCUGUCACCGUGUCCAUCUGUAAGUGGAAAUGGGGAGAACUGGGAGCUCGAAUCAACAUCGUCUGCAGAAUACACAGGGCCAAAGUUGUAUAAGGAGCCCAGUGCUAAAUCAAAUAAAUACAUCAUCCAGAACGCACUGGCUCACUGCUGCCUCGCAGGCCGCGUCAACGAGGGACAGAAGAACAAAAUCCUGGAUGAAAUGGAGAAAACAGAAGCCAACAACUUCCUGAUUCUGUUCAGAGACACUGGCUGCCAGUUUCGCUCUCUGUACACGUAUUAUCCAGAGGCGGAGGAGAUCAACAAGCUGGCUGGCAUCGGGCCCAAGACCAUCACACCCAAAAUGAUCGAAAACCUCUACAAGUACAGCUCGGAUAAGAAACAGUUCAGCAAAAUCCCCGCCAAGACCAUGUCAGCGAGUGUGGACGCCAUCACCAUCUACAGCCACCUCUGGCAGAUCAAGAAACAAAACACACCCAAAAAACUCUUCAAAUAAGUUCACAGCUCACUUGCAGACUGCUGAGUGUUCCUGCCUAUCGGACAUUACGAUGCACAUCCUGAAUGUAAAGAAAACACUUUUGCGGGCUUUGGAUGUUUAUUUGUGGCGAAUUUCGAAAGCUUCUGUUCUACAGUACACACCCACACACACUCAUGUGUGUUUGUUUGCAGCACUGAUGGAUGCGCCUUUACGUGAUUUUUAUUUUAAACGUUCUAUUUUGUGGCCUUAUGCUUGUCUUGUUGUCUCUUUUAUGCAAUGCUUAAUGCACACGGUUACUGAGUUUAUGAGCAAGUCAUUGCAUCGUUUGAAGAUACACAGUCUGCUUCUAUGUUUGUGCAGGUGUAAAAGAAUAUUAGGGACAUACUACACUUGAAGACUAACUUUAAGGUGGUCAUGCAGUUGAAAAAGCAUUUAAAGUACUGGAACCUCCUUUUUUUGCUUUAUUUAAUGUCUGCAUUUUUAUAUUUUGGGUAGGAUUCGUUUUUGUUGCGCAACUGCUACUCCAGAGGAACGUGUUAAAUUAGCUACAGUAAGAGUUGUUCGCCUAAAGACUUUCUAUAAAAUGAACACGCUCGUGCUACUCUGUAUGUGAUGUAAACGUAUUGAUGGGGCCUUUAACUGAAUAAGUUGAAGACCAAAACUGAACAUAUUAGCUAGAGUUAUAAAACUAUCGCUAGUGUCAUGAUCCAGAGUAUAUCUGGGUGCCAUGUAUGUUUGAAACAUACAUUUUAGAGAGACAGAUCAGUUUAGCUGACUGUUUGAGGAAAUUUCCAUAUGAAUAAUACAGAGGAAACACUGAGUUAUUGAAUACUAUAUAAUGAAGCUUUCAAAAAGAUGGUGCAUAUUAUUGCUAAAUCAUGUGGUAACUCAUUUUUAAUUAUGAAGUGCAUUUUAAAGAGCUGGAAUUAUUUGGGCAGGCUGUUGUCUGGUAACACAUUUUGUCUGCAAGUGCAAAAGAUUCUAGAUAUGUGUUAUUUUUACUAAGGGAAGUAAAUCAUUGUUUGAAUUUAUUGAUGCUGUACAGAUAUAGUUUUACAUACUAAGCAUAUUUUUUAAGCCAUUGAAUAUUACUGAUAUUUUUUCAUAUGAAAAAGAUGAUGCUUAACAGGUGCAAGUAUGCCGGGAUGUGAUAAGAGCAGAAGUAAGCUCUUCUGAGAGAUGUUCAUUUCCACACGCUGUCUAAUCUUUUUCCAGGUCAUGUCUGCUGUUUGUUCAUCAUAUGCUUUGUCUGUUUGUAUUUGAAUGUUAACCUCAACAUAAAUACAGAUUUACAACCAAAA